UCAAAAAUGUUAGGGUAUAUAUAUAUAUAUAUAUAUUUUGCCCCUUUUCCUCUGUUUUUUGUUCUCUAAAUCCUUAAACCCUAUCUCACCGGGCCCCUCCCUCCCGUUGCCAGCCACUUCCCCCUGCUCCGCCGUACGCCGCCCCUACCUGUCUCAGUGGCGCUGUAUUAUCAGCUGCCGCAGUCUAAUCACUCCGAUAAAUUCCCUGCCGCUCCCUCUCAAACUUUCUCACCUCUCCCACUCAGAAUUAUUUAUCUUUAUUGUUUGUCUCAGAAACACAGUGCAAUCCCUAACCUGCCCCGUUGGUGAGAUAGCACUGCCGCCUCUCAUUUUUAAGAUCCCCAAGCAGAGUAAGUUGAUGGGUGCAGUCAUUCUCGGCUUGCCAGGUCCUUGGGCUGACGAUAAUCUCGAACUUUCUGAUCAUUAUACUACAAAAGUUGGCGGGAUUCCUGACUUACCUUUUCAAAAUGUCAACCACAGUCUGUUAGACUGUUCUCAGUGUGGAAGUAAAUUAUGUCUUGUUUUACAGAUUUAUGCUCCAGUUUCAAUAGAUAGAACAAACAUAGAUGAGCGCUUUCUCCUUGUAUUUGGUUGUCUAACUCCAGAAUGUGGGAGCAGUUCCCUUGGUUGGCGUGUUCUUCGUGUUCAAAAAUCAUGUGACAAGGAGUUCUCCAAAGUUUCUCAAGAAAUUGGUCCCUUGACAACAUCGACUUCAGCUGCAAAGACUAACUGGUGGGAGCAACUGGAUGAAGAAAGCGAUGAAGAAAUGGAUUUGGAGGAGCUGCAAAAGGCAUUUUCAGAUGUUGCAACUAAAGUUUCUCAUGCCAAGGAAACUCCGAGUAAAUCACAUUCUAAGACUGUCACAAAGAGCUUAACUUCCAGACCAACAAGAGUUGUCGAUGUGAAAACACCAGUGGUACCAUGCUUUUAUAUCUAUACUGAAGAUGAACCAUCGUCAAAGGAUAUUUCUAUGUGUUCCAAUUAUGCAUCACUCUCUUUAAAGGAGAAUCAAAGUGAUGAGGAGGAUUCAAUACAAGAAGAAAAGUGGUCAGAAGAAGGUUACGAACAUGACAAGGCUCUGACUGCUGACAGAACUUACCUGAAGUUCAAGAAAAAAUUGGAUGCAUAUCCAGAACAAUGUUUGAGAUACUCGUUCGGUGGGAAGCCAAUUUUAGCAAGAUCAGAGGACGGAGAAGCUGGAAAGUGCAAGGCAUGUGGUGGAUCAAGGCAGUUUGAAAUGCAGCUUAUGCCUCCACUGCUAUAUUUUCUUCAGGAAGCAGCUGAUGAAAGUCAAAAACAGUUGCUGGAGACCUGGAACUGGAUGACGCUUUUGGUACAUACUUGUUCUGAAAGCUGUUCGCAAUCUUCUGAGAAGUCAGAUGAUGGGAACUGGAUCAUUACAGAAGAAUCCACGAUAGUGCAACUCGAGAAGCCCUUCAAUAGCUCCCCAGAACUAGUUGGCUUCUUCUCCCUCACCCCAUGAUUGAUUUCGGGACCGAGACAUUGGAUAAAGCAUUCACAUUAAAUUUUAUCUCACUGUAUAUCUCAAGGAAAAAAUUUUGUGGUUUGUAAUUUAAUGUAUGUUUAGUUGUCUCAUAAUCCACGUUGAUUUGGUUGAAUGAUCGAUUGAUUGUGUUCAUAGUGAGAAUCUUAUAAUGCUAUAAUGCAUGCUUCACGAAUAUGACACUUGAAACCAUUUACGUGAAAAUGGCAUUGGUCCAAAAUGACAAACGUCUUACUCUUUAAAGAAUUGUCAAUCGACUUUCUUUUGAUAUUGUAUCAUCAAUACUUACAAUAAAAAAAUUGUAUUUGUUUUUA
This is a messenger RNA of Cucumis sativus (cucumber), 1818 nucleotides long. Its product is annotated as programmed cell death protein 2-like. The record is from RefSeq and is a predicted model, not a curated record. Gene Ontology annotation, cellular component: cytoplasm. NCBI's taxonomy places the organism in Eukaryota, Viridiplantae, Streptophyta, Magnoliopsida, Cucurbitales, Cucurbitaceae. The transcript is spliced from 8 exons. Bases 359 to 1483 code for a protein of 374 amino acids.